Paramisgurnus dabryanus is the source of this 5027-nucleotide messenger RNA. It is a transcript of the gene snx13, whose product is annotated as sorting nexin 13. Gene Ontology annotation, biological process: positive regulation of GTPase activity. Gene Ontology annotation, molecular function: phosphatidylinositol binding. Gene Ontology annotation, cellular component: early endosome. The record is from RefSeq and is a predicted model, not a curated record. NCBI's taxonomy places the organism in Eukaryota, Metazoa, Chordata, Actinopteri, Cypriniformes, Cobitidae.
GACGAGCUCGCGCUCAUGGCGGCUGCACGGAGGGCGCGCGCAGUCCUGAUGCGCCCUAGUUCGUAAACGAGAGAAGAAACAAAAACGUUGAAAAUGUGGCGGGGAUAAACCAAACAGCCUUUGUUUUUACAUUUUAAAUAAUGUUUGCAGAGGCCAGUCUCUCUGUUUGGGGAUGGGGGAGUUUGGGUGUUGUCCUCUUCCUCAUCUCAUUCGGACCCUUUGCCAUCUUUUAUCUGGCCUUCUACAUCCUCUGCUUUAUUGGCGGAGGUUUUGUAGUACUACUUUUAUUUGGAAAGACACACUCAGAGAGGCAUUUGGAGAGGUGUGAACACUCCUACCUACCAUCCACAGAGACAAGCAUACUCAAGGUUUCAGAAGAGAUGAAAUCAGAGUCCAAACCUAUUAAGAUUGAUCGGCGUUUAACUGGAUCCAGUCUCAUAGAUGAACCACUGCAGCAGGUGAUCCUGUUUGCUUUGAGAGACUAUAUCCAGUACUGGUAUUACACACUAAGUGAUGAUGAGACUUUUCUUCUAGAGAUCAGACAGACGGUUCAAAAUGCUCUCGUUGAGUUUUCCACCAGAUCUAAAGAAGUGGACUGGCAGCCAUAUUUUACCACCAGACUGGUGGAUGAUUUUGCGACCCAUCUACGUGUUUUCAGGAAAGCUCAGGAGAGACUAAACGAGAGAGAGGAUCAGAAACAGCAUGGAGCGGAUGAGUUGCUGGAGUCGUUUUUCGAAGCAGAGGUAGAAAUGGAGAGAAAAAUUUGUAGAGACAUGGUGUGCAUGUCCCGCAAAGAUGAGGAAGGUUACCUGCGAGACCUCUGUGAAGUGCUGCUUUAUCUGUUACUACCUCCUGGAGAUUUCCACAACAAGAAUAUGAGAUACUUCCUCAGGGAGGUUCUGGCCAGAGGAGUUUUGCUUCCCCUAAUAAACCAGCUGAGUGACCCAGAUUACAUCAAUCAGUUUGUCAUCUGGAUGCUCCAUGACUCCAGCUGUAACUAUGAGGCCUUCUUGAACAUUUUAAAGCUGACAGAUAAACCUGCAGAGCUGGAGGCCGUCAAAGACAAAGUCAUUGAGGAACUACAGUACCUGCGAUCUCUAGACACUGGUGGAGAUGAUAUCAACAUUAGAAAGAAUCAAAUCAAUAGUUUGCUUUUUGUGAAAAAAAUCUGUGAAACGCGGAUACAACGGCUACAGUCAGGGAAGGAAGUUGAUGCUUUAAAACUUGCGGCUAACUUUGGAAAGUUGUGUGUGAUACCACUGGAGCACAUUUUGGUGCAUAACAUCGCACUUCAGUUCUUCAUGGAUUACAUGCAGCAUAUGGGCGGUCAGGCGGUUCUGUUUUUCUGGCUGACGGUGGAGGGUUAUCGGGUCACGGCCCAGCAACAGUUAGAGGUCUUACACAGCAGUCAGAAAGACGGAAAGAGGCAAAGCAGCCAGACCACUAAAGGAUUGUUGAGAGCCGCUGCACUGGGUGUCUAUGACCAAUACCUGUCAGAAAAGGCCUCUCCCAGGGUGGAGGUGGAUGAAGCUCCUUUAUCCAGAUUGGCUCAAAAACUCAACAAAGAGGAUCCCACACCGGAGAUAUUCGAUGAGAUCCAGAGAAAGGUGUAUGAUAUGAUGUUAAAGGAUGAAAGAUAUUACCCAUCUUUUAAGCAACAUCCGCUGUAUGUGCGUAUGCUGGCCGAGCUGGACAUGCUGAAGGAACCCAGCUUUAGAGGUUCUGAUGACGGGGAUGGAGAGUCGUUCAACGGCUCUCCGACAGGAAGCAUUAAUUUAUCAUUAGAUGAUCUCUGCAGUGGAAGUGUGGACGAAUUUGUUCAUCUUCACGCUUUUAUCUCCGACACGGCUGACGCUUUUCUCCACCACCUCCCUAUGGCAGGCGUGUGUAACGAUCACGGGAAGACGUACGCGCUGUACACCAUCACCGUCGUACGCAAGAGCUUGGACGGCAAUGAGGACACCUGGAAAACGUACCGGCGCUACAGCGAUUUCCACGACUUUCACAUGCGCAUCACGGAGCAGUUCGAGUCCCUCGCACCGAUUCUCAAGCUGCCGGGCAAGAAGACCUUCAACAACAUGGAAAGAGAGUUUUUAGAGAAAAGAAAGAAAGACCUGAACGCUUAUCUUCAGCUUCUGCUGAAUCCAGAGAUCAUAAAAGCCUGUCCCAUCCUCAUGCCAUACGUCUAUGACUUCCUGGAAAACAAAGCCUACAGCAAGGGCAAAGGAGACUUUGCCCGCAAGAUGGACACAUUCGUGAAUCCUCUCAGGAGCUCCAUGCGGAACGUGUCCAAUGCAGUGAAGUCCCUGCCGGACAGCCUUGCCGAGGGAGUGUCCAAAGUCUCGGCUGACGUGGGACGCAGGUCCGAGAAAUUUGGCCAGGACAUUAAACAAACCAUAUUUAAGGUGCCUCCUUUAAUCCCCAAAUCUGACAUUGUUCCUGAACACUGCCGCAUCUCUGCCCAGCUGGAUGAUAAUGUGGAUGAUAAUAUUCCUCUGAGGGUGAUGUUGUUGCUCAUGGACGAGGUGUUUGACCUUAAAGAGAGAAAUCAGUGGCUGAGGAGAAACAUCAAAAACCUCUUACAGCAGCUCAUCAGAGCCACGUAUGGAGACACAAUAAACAGGAAAAUUGUGGAUCACGUGGACAACAUGACCUCACCGGAGCAGGUGUCUGAUUAUGUGAAGAGAUUCAGAGACUCCUAUUGGCCGAACGGGAUUCUGGCGGAGACUCCGCCCCGCAGAGAAAAAAACACCCGCAUGAGAACGAGAGUCGCGGCCAAGACGACACUGUUGGGUAUCAUGCCAGACGAGUUGAAGCACAUCAUCGGGGCGGACACCAGUCGGAAAGGCAUCCUGCGCGUCUUCGACAUGUUCCAGCACCAGCCGCUGAACCGCCGGCUGGUCUACGUCUUUCUGGAGGGCUUCCUGCAGACUCUGUUUCCGCAGCACAAGUUUUCCGAGCUGUUCGUGAAGCUGCACUCCCGCUCGCCGCGCGUACUCAAAUACUCAAAGAAAAUUCGCAACUUGCAGAAGAGGUGACAGACGGACAUUUCUUUUCACCUCACUGCUGCAGGGGGCAGGAGUCCGGCCCCGCCCACCGCUGUGGCGACGUGUCAUCAGGAGGAGGGGAGGGCGUGUGCGACUCCGGUGCAUUUGGGGUUUCACUGUUGACACUUACAUGCCCCCCUUAGUAGUGCCUCCUGUCGGUUUUGGAUUAAAAUCACUGUAUCCACGCAACCGUAGCAUAGAGGAUUCAAUUUAUCAUCACAAACUCAAACGCAGGCACUCCUGUAAUGCUACGAAAGACCGAAAAGUAGCGUUUGUUGUUUUUGUUUGGCUUUUUUUUGACACUGUGUAGAUACAAAGUUUACUUUAUUUUUGGUUUAUAUUGUAUUUGGUCAAACACACCUCAUCGCAAAUACCGAACCGAUCUAUGCACCUUAAAACGCUCCUCGCAAGCCCAUCUGAGAAUCAGAGGUCAUGUGAAGAGUCGACGGAAACGUAUUAUGAUAUUGACGCAUAUAAGGUAUCCUGCCAACCAAUCAGUGACACGUUGUAGGUGGGAUCACGCGGGUCACGCAUCUCAUUAUGUGGCAGCCUUAUGCUCAUACAUACAUACAUACAUGAUACUAACUUAAUUAUUAAAACCCCACCAAACAUUAGGAGGCAAAGACACCCAGCACAAAAGUGAAUAUUUGCAUGGCUGUCUCGGACAUUCGGGUCCCUGCGUGGCAUUCAUUGCAUACGGAGAUGUGAUUUAAAGAAUGUACCUGUCUCGUGAGUUUGUGCGUGUCCUGUUUUUAAAACUCGAAUCCAAUGGAGGUGUACUUUUUACUUCUUUUAGAAAAGCAAGUGUAGCACUAAACUGCAAGUGUCUGAUACCUAAGACUGUUUCAGUGUGAGAUAUAGAUUCAGCCUUAACAGGUGUGUUAGACGUAGCUUUCCCUUCGAUGCACACACACACGCGCGUGCACCCCAACUGACUUUCAACCUGAGAAUAUGUACGUAACCCGUUUUUGUGCAAUAUUUUCUUAAAUGCAUGUUAUUUAAUCGUAGUUUUCGAGUAUAUUCGAGUAUAAAGUUUCAAAAGACCCGAUGAAACUACUCUGCUCCUAAACCACCUAACAUUCCUUUCUGUAAGUGGCUCAUGUGAAGGACUUGUUUUAUAAGUCUGGCUUUUAUCUGUAUGUCGGGGAUGUUUGUUUUUUAACAUUUUGUCUAAAAUACAAUAAGUUUAGCUUUUAGGAAAACGUGCAAAGACAUCGAGGACUCUGCUAUGUGUUGCUUUUGGCUUCACAGAUCAACAACACUCCCUCCAGUCACACUUUUUAGAUCAUGUCUUAUAUUUUAGUACCAUACUUAUAUUUUACCUUGAAGAAAUACUUUAUUUUGCUAAAGAUAAUUUUAGGAUGAUGGGAUAUGUGGCAUUUUAACAUUAUUACCAUGACAAAUACGUCAGAAUUGGGGAGCUUCUUUUUUUUUGCACACAAACUAUCGUUUUGUUUGUUUGUAAUUGUUUGUACAAAAUAAUAGUUAGCACUGAGAUCUCGGUGUGUUUCAGAUCAAACUAAUGCCAGCGCAGACGUGAGCUGAUAUUUAAUAAUAGCACUUGAACUGUUCAUUCAGUUAUUUUUAACUUAAUUGGUAGCUUUACUCUUGUAAUUACUCAAAUCUGUAACGGUUGAUGGACACAAAAAGUCUUUCUUGCUCAUUUCCUCAGUAAUGGAGCAGAUUUUAUCCUCACUAAGUGGUUGAUAUGAAUGUUUUGAUUUUGAAAUCCCCCUACAUACGAACCUAUGAAAAUGAAUUGUGCAUAUUGAUGUAUACGUGUCAGCCGUGUGCCUAACUGUACUGUCCAUUAUAUUUUCUUAUUUGUCUUUAACAAAGAAAGUCGAUUUGAAUGUCAUGGUCGUUUUAAUAGACUGAAAUGGACUCUAUGAUGGUUUAGAGUGUUUGCAUUACGCUUCUGAAACUUCAUUUUGAGCAGCUUAUCUCAGUAUAACACUAAUAAAAUUAACUCAAACUCAC